Suillus subaureus is the source of this 1911-nucleotide messenger RNA. RefSeq lists its product as uncharacterized. The coding region runs from base 1 to 1911 and encodes 636 amino acids. NCBI's taxonomy places the organism in Eukaryota, Fungi, Basidiomycota, Agaricomycetes, Boletales, Suillaceae. Gene Ontology annotation, biological process: DNA repair. The record is from RefSeq and is a predicted model, not a curated record. The transcript is spliced from 16 exons.
AUGGAGGACUGGGCUCGCGAUGACGAUCAGGAUGACGUCGCGGAUGUCGAUGAGAUUGCGAACGAAUUCGAUACACCUUCAACUAACGAUGCUUUACCCCAGCUGUCCAGCUGUAAGGAGGUGGCGGAUGUCAGUGCGCCAACAAUUAAACAACAGAGACCUCCUUUACCGGUAAAGCCGCCAAUUUGGGCCGAGUCUCGCCAAGAAGUCUGUGAAUCAUUCGACUACUUUCGAAGCUACCAGAGUGGUGUUUAUUCUUUGAAGGAUAUUGUUAAAGGCUAUCUUUUGGGCGGUUCACCCGCAAGCCGUGAUAUCUUUCAUUGUGGGGGAAGAUUGAUUAUUUCCCAUGGUGGCGGUAAAGCUGAGAGCAUCCUCGAUUACCGGGUUGGUGCUGCUCGGUUUCAACAGGCUCAGGAUCAAGAAGCCACAGACAAAUCCGUCCGUGCUCUACUAAAGAGCUACACAGACAAACGACCUUUGGUUCUUCUAGCUGAUGAGAAGUACGCUCUAUUCCCUUUUGAUCUUGGUGCGUCGGGCUGCACGUAUGUCGUCCUUGGAUUAUAUUGGAUAUCUCAUGCAUGGGCCGAGUAUCAACCCGCAUCCAAUGGCUGCGGGAGGGUUGUCCGCUGGAAGUUUGCUUUCCAGUGGUGCGAAGGACAAGGCAGUCCGUGGUGGACAUCAUUCAAGAGCGAUGAUGUGGAUAUGCUUCACGAUCCAGUCAGAGGUGGGUUACUGAUAUUCUCCCAUUCGAUAUUUCUCACCCUUGAGCAGAUUGUCGAUCCAUCGCUGCCAAAUGCCGUCGCCAACGUGACGUGCAACAAAUGUUCUCAGAAGAGUCCUAUUGUUUACUCUCAGGGAUGGAUGUGUCUGAACCCUUCCUGCACUUCCUUUUGGAGUCUAGGAGGACGAGAAUUGGAACAACUUGAUUAUGACACUGCAUUUUUACGUCCAAUUGCAAUGGUAUUUACCAAUCUUCCAGAGCUUCGCCCUGCGAAGCUCAUUGAACCGAUGGAUUCCAUCACUACUUCGUAUGCAUUUAGCAAGGGUUGGCACUGCGAAAAGUGCGGGCGCCUUUCGAGUCGUUUCAAAUGGGAACAUUGGGAAUGUUCUAAUUGUCAUUCGAUUCACAAAGUUCCCGGAAGACUGCGGACAGCAAAAGAAUUUUGGCACCAGCGACCAUCAGUAGAGUAUCUACACUCGCAUGUUGGAAAACAAUCAGGGAUCGUCGCUCGUCGACCAGAGCCAUUCGAAUUGGGCGAUGGCGGAGGAUUCACACAUUACCUCACCUUCAUUCUCCCUCAUGAAAGAGGAAGGAUCCAUCUCAUAUUGGGCACUCCAUUGGCAAAUAAACAGGCGGACGAGAUAUUUCGACAGUAUCAGGAGCAAGCCAACGAAGGAGAACUGCUUCUUAGAAGAUACCCACUCAGGCUUGUGGUUCGUGGAACUUUCCUUACUAAUUAUUUUUCUCAAAAUUCGGGCGAACCAUACCAGUAUGUUGGUGGAACAGGAAAUACCGUACCUUUCGAUAAGGCACCAUCAUCUGUGUGUGGUGCCCUCGCCUUGAUCAAAGAGAGAUCUCGUCUCGCUCUUCAAAAAGAUAUACCAUUUAACGAGAUCCUCAGCGCUGCAUAUAUGGAAAAACAAAAGAUGUCUUUCCACAGUGAUAGUGAACACGGGCUAGGUCCUGUCGUAGCUUCCCUUUCACUAGGAUCUGCGGCGUUCAUGCAUUUUCGUGCCCGUGCUACAUCAAAGGAGCCAAAACAUUCAUCGUCAAACGUGCUGACUUUGAUCCUCCGACACGGAGACGUACUGAUCAUGGAAGGCGGUGGUGUCCAACAGUAUUAUGAGCACACUGUCAUACCCAUGAAUUUUCGCAUUGCUGCUACUGCUCGUUUCAUUGGAACUGCAUGA